AUGAAAACUGAUUCCUGCAGCGUACCCAUCAUGCUUGAUCUCCAAGGACUCACCUAUGAAGAUAUCGCCAAGUUGAACCCAUUCUAUGAGGAAUACAAGACCUUUUGGGACUACUCUCGUGACGUAUCCGACCACUCGCUCCGUCCGGGUGUCCUGUCCCCUUCAGCCUCUCUGCCGUCGUUUACCUCCGGUUCAGACUUAUCUUUGCCUGAUGAUAUGGAUGUCUCUCCGUUGUUUUGCCCCAAGGGCCUUCCAGGCAGUCCAUUUCCGCCAAUUCCUUUAAGCCCCAGGCCCAUAUUCCACAGCGGUGGCGAGUACAGACCUACCUUGGACGAAAGUCACGAUCUUGAGUUGAGCCAGGUUGCGAUAGUUGAUGGCGAAGAAACCAUGGGAAGGCCGUUGUCCCCCGUCCCUGAAUGCACAGAGGAUCUUGAACCGGGUCAGGAACUUGAUCUUAUCAACUAUGCCCUUGGCAACAUGAGGUCUUCGCACAAGCAACUUUUCGGGACAAACGGCUGGCUGGGCUGCACUGCCGAGCUGCCUCCUACCACUGAGCCCAAGUACAAGAAAGUAAUUGGGUUUGGGAAGAAGUUGAAGCAGCACGUGGGAGACAUCGCAACCGACAUGGCCAAAGCACAUCCACUAUCACUCCCCUUCAGCACCCCCCGACAAUUGAAAGUACUGCCAAAGUCGACAGUCGCUAUUUCAAUAGAUCCAACCACCCAAGCCCAAUUAUAUUCCGAGCUUGAAGUGAUGAUCUGCGUCAGUGCCAACCGAUUCCUCAUCCAGCAACACAAUGAAGGCCGCAUAUCAAAAGAGUCCAUCAGAAAGGUUAACAACUUCUGGGGUUCCAAGAACAGACCAAAGGUGGUCGAGUUCCAGUUUGACCAAGCCACUCAGCGUCAGCUGAUCCUAUCCAACGUCCGCACCAUGAAUUUCAACGGAGAAAGCUCAACAAACCCAGUAGCUCUUCAUUCGAAUCUGCAUAAUUGGAAAGCCAUUGUCAAAGAAAUGAGUGUCCGAACGUUUUGUUCACCCGAUAGUGUCAUCCGUAAGCACAUGCAUGACAUCCAGAAGCUUCUUGACAUGUUGGGUGCUCCAGUCGCCACUUUUCUCGCCUUCGAAGAGCUGCAAAUGCGGGCACUUCUCUUGAUGAAGGAGCAGAGGACAAAAAAGUAUCUUUCCGAGAGCGGGCACAGCAUAUUGUCGGGCCCCAGCUCAUCCGGUCCAAGCAUGUCGCCGAGGACAAGUCAUUCAUCGCACUGAGUUAUUAAGCUCUUCUUUUCGACGCCAAUAGUAUAUUUCAAGCCAAUUCUUUAUAAUUAGUGAAUCAUGUAUAUUGACUCGGUCCUCGUCAGUCCUUGCGGUCGUUUUGUUCCUGUUCAGUGUUACUCUCGGUGCAAUGGUUUUUCACCUUAUCGGUCAAUUUCUCAAAAUAACAAUCUCCAUUCCGAUGUGGAAAGUCCAAAAUUAAUAUUGUAGAUGUAUUGUACGGCGGUGAGUAGCUUUGGCUGGAUGUUGUGCCCG
Molecule: messenger RNA, 1527 nt
Organism: Aspergillus versicolor CBS 583.65
Lineage: Eukaryota; Fungi; Ascomycota; Eurotiomycetes; Eurotiales; Aspergillaceae
Exons: 3
Coding region: 1-1266 (421 amino acids)
Source: RefSeq, a predicted model, not a curated record